CUGGCUCAGCUUGGGCUUCUCUCGCACACCGCCUCUUCUUCACCCUCGCAUGGCGACAGCUGCUUCGACCUCGCUCCAUGCCCUUCGCUCUCCGAGCUCGAGAGCGAAUUCCGAGCUCUUUCAUGGCGCCGGAUUCCCUCUCCGAUCUUUCAUCCAUGGAUCAAAGCCCCUCUUCGCUGCUUCUUCGGUACGUUUCGCCUCUCAGCUUAGAAAGAAGUCGAUCCGGCGAUGCAUCUCGGCCUCGGCUUCUACUAAUGAUUUUGAACACAUCCCAAGAAAGUUUCGUGAAGAGAAUCUCAAGGACGGAUUGAUGGACAAUUAUAAAAAUGCUCCCAGCUGCCUCUAUGGUCUUUCUGCUUCACAAAUGGAUAUGUUUAUGACAGAGGAUAACCCUUUCCGUCGUCAAGCUGACCAAGUCACUGAGGAGAGCAUAUCAUCCACUAGGAAUUAUGUCGAUAAUGGGGGGAUGUAUAGCCUAUCAGGUACAACUAAUGCUUCAUCAAAGUACAGUAUGAGUGUAAGCAUGUACCGUGGAGGAGCUCGGGGAUAUGGCAGGCCCAGAACUGCACCUCCAGACUUGCCAUCUUUGCUCUUAGAUGCUCGGAUAUGCUACUUAGGCAUGCCUAUAGUUCCAGCUGUGACUGAGCUACUUGUUGCUCAGCUUAUGUGGUUAGACUAUGACAACCCAUCAAAACCUAUAUAUCUUUACAUAAACUCAUCUGGAACACAGAAUGAAAAGAUGGAGACUGUUGGAUCUGAAACUGAGGCAUAUGCCAUUGCUGAUACUUUAGCUUACUGCAAAUCCAAAAUUUACACGGUGAACUGUGGCAUGGCAUAUGGUCAAGCAGCAAUGCUCUUAUCCCUCGGUGCGAAGGGGUACCAGGCUCUUCAGCCAAAUGCAUCAACUAAGCUAUAUCUACCAAAAGUAAAUAGAUCAAGUGGAUCUGUUAUUGAUAUGUGGAUCAAGGCUAAGGAGCUUGAUGCAAACACCGACUACUACAUUGAGUUGUUAGCCAAAGGAAUCGGAAAGUCCAAGGAAGAAAUUGCGAAAGACAUCCAGCGUCCGAAAUAUUUUCAAUCACAAGAAGCAAUUGCAUAUGGAAUAGCGGAUAAGAUCAUUGACUCACGAGACGUUGCAUAUGAGAAACGAGAUUAUGAUGGGAUGCUGGCUCAAUCGAAAAACAUGCGAAGGCAAGCUGGAGGCGGCACCCAAGCAGCUCCAUCUGGAUUUAGAUAGGCACAGGAGUGAAAUGCCCAAAUAGAAUUCAGCCAUUGGCACUGUGUUAAUAUGUUUAUCAAUCAAGCUAAAGUAGAAGAAUGAAGAUCAUUCUGGUACUUAUGAGCUUUUUCUAAAUACUUUCAUAAUGUUAUUACACUGGAUCUAGAUGUUGAAAGAACAGCCAUGUUAAAUACAAUGCAAGAUUUUGAAUUUCCUAAA
This is a messenger RNA of Dioscorea cayenensis subsp. rotundata (Guinea yam), 1438 nucleotides long. RefSeq names its product ATP-dependent Clp protease proteolytic subunit-related protein 1, chloroplastic-like. Gene Ontology annotation, biological process: protein quality control for misfolded or incompletely synthesized proteins. Gene Ontology annotation, cellular component: endopeptidase Clp complex. NCBI's taxonomy places the organism in Eukaryota, Viridiplantae, Streptophyta, Magnoliopsida, Dioscoreales, Dioscoreaceae. Gene Ontology annotation, molecular function: serine-type endopeptidase activity; ATPase binding; ATP-dependent peptidase activity. The record is from RefSeq and is a predicted model, not a curated record.